AAGAAAUUCAGAGCAGCUAAAGAAGCGUAUGAGAGUUUACUACAGACAGAGAAUCUUCCUGCACAGGUGAAGGCUACUACACUGCAACAACUGGGUAAGUCCUUCUCACGGUCUCUCUCGUAUAUACUACUGUCAAAGACAAUAUGUAAAUUGUUGAAAGCAAAUGCAUUACUUGUUGACAUGUCAUUUUCGUAACAUUAACCGAUAAUUUUCUUUGGAUCUUGUUGAAUAUGUUUAAAAACGUUUCGUCGUUUUUCUUUUUGGAUGGUUUCGAUAUGAAAAGUGCAGUCUUUUACAUUUUAUAGUCAUAAGUGAAAGUGAAACACAUCUUUUUCAAACUAUAGAAAUUGUUUGCUAGAACUUUGUAGAGCAGUGUCUAUAGGUGGUGUGUUUGAUGUAUUUAGUUGUCAGUAACUGACUGCAUUUGUGCCCCUUCAAAAUAGCCUAGGCUAAAUACCCUGUAAAAGUAUUGCUAAAGAUACAUUUGAAUUGAUGUCUCUAGUGCUUUGUAUUUGUUGUUGAUGGUACUAAUAUGAACCAGGUGUAUAAGGUUGAUAACACAGGGUUGCAUCAUGCAUUGUGUUCUGGGAGAUGUUGUGCACGGUAUUCCCAGCUGGACAGUUUUCCCAGAUCACUUCUUCCCUGCUCCCAUCCCUGUUUUCCCAAGUCUCUCCCAAUCCUCCAGUCUUUCUCUGCCCUGGCGUGUCCGAUGCAACAGCUCAUUAUGGUGGUGUUAGUUUGUGUACCCCAACCCCCACGCUACACACAUAACCACACACACACACACACACACACACACCUCCCCAAUGUCGUCCUCUCCAAACACACAGCUCUUGUCUUUUUUCUUGCCAGCCUCCCUGGUUAAGAAUGUUCCCUCGGUCGUAAAACCAUUCUCUCUUUCUGCCCUGACGGCCAUUCUCUCUUUCUGCCCUGACGGCGGCUCUGCCAGGGUUGUCAUGGUGACCUCUCAGCAAGGCUCGCCACAGGUGUUGAGGGGAGCGAGUGGGAAGUGUCUGUCUGUGUGUAUGCCCGUCCUUAGGGAAGUGUGUGUGUGGAGAAGGGAGGGAGCCCCAGGGGUCUUGUUUAGACCUUUGAAGACAUGGCUGGUGUGUGUAUGGAGGAGGAAUCUCCCUCCCUCCCACUUUCUGCUCUCUCCCUCCCUCUUCUUUUGAAAGCUGUAGACAGACAAGCCAUUUGGUCCGUUUAUGAGACUGGUGCUUUUACACACCAGACAGACAGAGCAGUGUCACCCCUCUGAGCCUGACAGUGUAGUGUAGUACUAUACCAGUAUAUAUUAGUGUAGUAUAAGCCACUCGAGUUUUACCAUUGUUAUCAGAACUAGCUAGCCUUGGUAAUAGACUAGCAGAAAGACCUGCUUGAUCAGUGGUGUUGAGAGUUACUAUUGCAGACAGCGAAGUGUAGGGUGUUGGUAGCUAGUGGUGCUGUUGACCAGCUAGCAGAAGGCUAGCCCUGCACCCAAACUAGUGGUGACAGCUGUUUGAUCCACCCUCCUAACUCCCCUGGACUGGUCUCCUCUAGGCUGGAUGCAUCACACAGUGGAGCAGUUAGGGGACAAAGGCACCAAGGACAGCUAUGCCAUCCAGUGUCUGCAGAAGUCGCUAGAAGCAGACCCCAACUCUGGACAGUCCUGGUACUUCCUCGGCAGGUAAGAGGCUUUCCUUUUUCUUUUGUUGACAUUUUCAUUCAUUGUGAAUUCCUGCUGGCUCUAGUUACCCUUUAGCAGGUGUGUAAGGCUCAACAGCAGUGUAUUGAAUAGGACUCUGCCCGGAAGGCAGCAAAGCUCAACAGUCUUGUCUGUUCUCGUCUACUGGGUUCAGCCCCAGUUUCACCUGUUUCACUACACUCUACAGGCCUAGACACUCUAGCUGUUUCAGAGCCUCAUUGUCUGCUCUUCUGAACGCACUGAUUAUUGAUCAGUCUACUCACUGGGAAGACAGCUCAUUCUUGUUACACAGACACCUAAAGAUGUCAUUUUAUGUAUUUUUUAUUUCAGUUUGCCUUUCUGCUAUUCCACACACUUUUAUCAUGGCUUAGGCUUACUUAUUUUAUCCACUUUAUUAUGGAUCAUUAGGGUACAGUUGACAUGGUUGGGCUAGUGCUAACCUAACGUAGCAUGUGUAAAAUAAAUGCCUGAAACUAGAUCCCCUACAUACUGGUCUUGACGAGAAUACAAAAAACUGUCGGGGGAGGUUCUCCUGCACUGCUUAACAAAUCUGGUAAAUGUGGAGGAGUUAAAGGUGUUACAUAUAGUUUUUAUUUUAUUUAAUUUUUUGCAUUGCAAUUUCUGAAAAUGUCCAUAAUAUAUCUGCAGUAAUAGUGGAAUGAUAGUGUUUCACAGUAUUACUUACCUGACGGUGUUGUGAUUGGCUGUGAUAUUCUCAUAUUGAUUUCUCCCACCGGCAUCUGACUGUGUUAGCUAGUGGAAAUCGUGUCAAGCGGCCAAUGUAGAAAUCGCGCUGUCAUUUCCUGGUUGCUAAAAUUCUACACUGUUUCGCUCAAUUUCAGUUUAUGUGAGACAACAAGCACUGAAUAAUGUAGGGAAUCAUUGUACCAUCAAAAUUGCUGUGAAAUAUAUUUUCAAUAACAAAAAAUCGUUUUUACAGCUGUUUGAAGCUGGUGGACCAAAACCAAAAGUAAAAGGCUCAAGCGUGUUAUGGGGAAAUGGGAUGUGGGGCAGGGGGAGAUUUGUUUUUAAUGCAGCUUAGUGCUGUUGCAAUUCACCUAGUUUCCACAUAGGGGAGACAUUCUAGGUGUAGCACCUUUUAAGAUGGAGUGUCGCCUUGUUAACAUCCAAAAAAGUCACAUCACAGGCUCUCUACAUUUCCCCUGAAAACCGGAACAUUGUUGGGUACUCGGCGGAGGCUAGGCUAGUGCAGCCAGUGUUGCAGUGGAUAGAUGCCCUCUUGUCUGUCAGCCCAGCCCUUUAGUCCAGGUGCUAGGAUAGGCUACAUCCUGUAGUAAAACGGAGAGCUGUAGAAUGUUGUUAUGUUAGCGACUAUGAAGCUAAUGGCUAGCAGGAGUGCUAUAGCUGGGGAGCUGCUAAAGCUUAGUGCUGAUACGGUUUGCUAUUGUUUGUAGUCUAGUGUGGUAAUGUCAGAGUAGUGCCACUCUGAAUGCAACGGCUGAGCUGUAGUCACACUGGGCUGUUUAGUCUGCUGUAUCUGGGUGUGGAGUGUUAGCUGCAGGGAAGCUAACAGCUAAUAGUUACUAGCAGACCAUAGGAAGGCUGGUACAUAUGGCACAGUUAUAUAGUCUAGCCUACUAAAUGCAAAAACUGAGGGCUGUAGCAAAACAGUGUAUGUCUGGCUGGCUAGCUCUGUCUGUUGCAGGCUGACUGUCUGUCUCUCUGACUGUCUCUGUCUAUCUCUCUGACAUGCUGUCUCUCUGACUAUCUUUGUAUUCAUAUUCAUAUUGAUAGUAACUAAGCAUAAUGUGUGUUUCUCUCCAGGUGCUACUCCAGUAUUGGGAAAGUCCAGGAUGCCUUCAUCUCCUACAGACAGUCCAUUGACAAGUCUGAGGCCAGCGCUGACACCUGGUGCUCCAUAGGGUAAGACCUGACACACUGCAGCCAGUGUACAGUGAGGGAAAAAAGUAUUUGAUCCCCUGCUGAUUUUGUACAUUUGCCCACUGACAAAGACAUGAUCAGUCUAUAAUUUUAAUGGUAGGUUUAUUUGAACAGUGAGAGACAGAAUAACAACACAAAAAUCCAGAAAAACGCAUGUCAAAAAUGUUAUAAAUUGAUUUGCAUUUUAAUGAGGGAAAUAACUAUUUGACCCCUCUGCAAAACAUGACUUAGUACUUGGUGGCAAAACCCUUGUUGGCAAUCACAGAGGUCAGACGUUUCUUGUAGUUGGCCACCAGGUUUGCACACAUCUCAGGAGGGAUUUUGUCCCACUUCUCUUUGCAGAUCUUCUCCAAGUCAUUAAGGUUUCGAGGCUAAGGUUUGGCAACUCGAACCUUCAGCUCCCUCCACAUAUUUUCUAUGGGAUUAAGGUCUGGAGACUGGCUAGGCCACUCCAGGACCUUAACGUGCUUCUUCUUGAGCCACUCCUUUGUUGCCUUGGCCGUGUGUUUUGGGUCAUUGUCAUGCUGGAAUACCCAUCCACGACCCAUUUUCAAUGUCCUGGCUGAGGGAAGGAGGUUCUCACCCAAGAUUUGAUGGUACAUGGCCCCGUCCAUCGUCCCUUUUGAUGUGGUGAAGUUGUCCUGUCCCCUUAGCAGAAAAACACCCCCAAAGCAUAAUGUUUCCAUCUCCAUGUUUGACGAUGGGGAUGGUGUUCUUGGGGUCAUAGGCAGCAUUCCUCCUCCUCCAAACACGGCGAGUUGAGUUGAUGCCAAAGAGCUCGAUUUUGGUCUCAUCUGACCACAACACUUUCACCCAGUUCUCCUGUGAAUCAUUCAGAUGUUCAUUGGAAAACUUCAGACGGGCCUGUAUAUGUGCUUUCAUGAGCAGGGGGCCCUUGCGGGCGCUGCAGGAUUUCAGUCCUUCACGGCGUACUGUGUUACCAAUUGUUUUCUUGGUGACUAUGGUCCCCGCUGCCUUGAGAUCAUUGACAAGAUCCUCCCGUGUAGUUCUGGGCUGAUUCCUCACCAUUCUCAUGAUCAUUGCAACUCCACGAGGUGAGAUCUUGCAUGGAGCCCCAGGCCGAGGCAGAUUGACAGUUCUUUUGUGUUUCUUCCAUUAGCGAAUAAUCGCACCAACUGUUGUCACCUUCUCACCAAGCUGCUUGGCGAUGGUCUUGUAGCCAAUUCCAGCCUUGUGUAGGUCUACAAUCUUGUCCCUGACAUCCUUGGAGAGCUCUUUGGUCUUGGCCAUGGUGGAGAGUUUGGAAUCUGAUUGAUUGAUUGCUUCUGUGGACAGAUGUCUUUUAUACAGGUAACAAACUGAGAUUAGGAGCACUCCCUUUAAGAGUUUGCUCCUAAUCUCAGCUCAUUACCUGUAUAAAAGACACCUGGGAGCCAGAAAUCUUUCUGAUUGAGAGGGGUCAAAUACUUAUUUCCCUCAUUAAAAUGCAAGUCAAUUUAUAACAUUUUUGCCAUGCGUUUUUCUGGAUUUUUUUGUUGUUAUUCUGUCUCUCACUGUUCAAAUAAACCUACCAUUAAAAUGAUAGACUGAUAAUUUCUUUGUCAGUGGGUAUACGUACAAAAUCAGAAGGGGAUCAAAUACUUUUUUCCCUCACUGUAUACUCACCUGUCAACUGUCUGGCUGUAGGACCCUUGGAGAAGUCAUGAAGGAUUACUCAAUCUGAUGGAGUACAGUGUUUCCCCUAUGAUUUUUUUCAGCAGAGGUGGCAAAGUUGGGGUGGGCGUGGCGGCUGUGGGCGUGGCCAAUGGCACAGUUUUAGAGGCUCUCUUGGAUGCAGAGACACAAUUUUGCGGUUUUCAAGCUAGUUUCCUGCAAUUCUACACAUUUUGCCAUGGCUUAUGCCAUGUUCUUAUGUUAUCUGAGUGAUUCAAGCAUAAUAACAAAAUCAAUGGGGGCUGUCUAGUUUUUAUUUUGGAGAUUGUUAGUUCUCAAAGAUCUUUAUUUAAAAAUAUAUAUUGCUCCAAUAUGUUUUCUACAUACUUUAUCUCUGGUUUUAGUCAUUUAAGUUUACACUGGAACUUUUUACCACCCCCUAUAUGCUAAAUGCAUAUAGGGGAAACACUGUAAUGUGUGGAUGUGAGUGUUGGCCAUAGCAAUAGGAUUGGAACAGCAGUAUUAGCCUAUGUCUCUACAGUCUUGGUGCAGUACCGUCUCAAGGGAUAACUGCAGCUGAGAGGGCCCUCAAAGGGGCUGGUCUGGACCCUAGGGGACCCUGCAGCUCCGCACUGCAACGGCAGAGGCAGAGGGGGAGUGAGGGGUCCCUAGCGAGUGAAGUAUGGAUAGACUUUGGGUGUGGCCACCUCAGGGAGAGAGUACACUAAAAACCUUGCCCCCCUCUCCCCGUCACUUAUUCUUUCUCACUUUCUCUCUUCCAUCCCCCUCUCUCUCUCUCCGUCCCUCCCCUAGUGUGUUGUACCAGCAGCAGAACCAGCCUAUGGACGCACUGCAGGCUUACAUCUGUGCAGUGCAGCUGGACCACAGUCACGCAGCUGCCUGGAUGGACCUGGGCACGCUCUACGAAUCCUGCGGGCAGCCGCACGACGCCAUCAAGUGUUACAUCAACGCCACGCGCAGCAAGGCCUGCACUAACACCGCCGCCCUCACACACCGCAUUAAACUGCUACAGGUAGGCAGGGAGAAGAGAUACACAUGCAGAGAUGUACACACACACACACACACACACACACACAUAUAUACAGUGGGGGAAAAAAGUAUUUAGUCAGCCACCAAUUGUGCAAGUUCUCCCACUUAAAAAGAUGAGAGAGGCCUGUAAUUUUCAUCAUAGGUACACGUCAACUAUGACAGACAAAAUGAGAUUUUUUUUCUCCAGAAAAUCACAUUGUAGGAUUUUUUAUGAAUUUAUUUGCAAAUUAUGGUGGAAAAUAAGUAUUUGGUCAAUAACAAAAGUUUCUCAAUACUUUGUUAUAUACCCUUUGUUGGCAAUGACACAGGUCAAACGUUUUCUGUAAGUCUUCACAAGGUUUUCACACACUGUUGCUGGUAUUUUGGCCCAUUCCUCCAUGCAGAUCUCCUCUAGAGCAGUGAUGUUUUGGGGCUGUCGCUGGGCAACACGGACUUUCAACUCCCUCCAAAGAUUUUCUAUGGGGUUGAGAUCUGGAGACUGGCUAGGCCACUCCAGGACCUUGAAAUGCUUCUUACGAAGCCACUCCUUCGUUGCCCGGGCGGUGUGUUUGGGAUCAUUGUCAUGCUGAAAGACCCAGUCACGUUUCAUCUUCAAUGCCCUUGCUGAUGGAAGGAGGUUUUCACUCAAAAUCUCACGAUACAUGGCCCCAUUCAUUCUUUCCUUUACACGGAUCAGUCGUCCUGGUCCCUUUGCAGAAAAACAGCCCCAAAGCAUGAUGUUUCCACCCCCAUGCUUCACAGUAGGUAUGGUGUUCUUUGGAUGCAACUCAGCAUUCUUUGUCCUCCAAACACGACGAGUUGAGUUUUUACCAAAAAGUUCUAUUUUGGUUUCAUCUGACCAUAUGACAUUCUCCCAAUCCUCUUCUGGAUCAUCCAAAUGCACUCUAGCAAACUUCAGACGGGCCUGGACAUGUACUGGCUUAAGCAGGGGGACACGUCUGGCACUGCAGGAUUUGAGUCCCUGGCGGCGUAGUGUGUUACUGAUGGUAGGCUUUGUUACUUUGGUCCCAGCUCUCUGCAGGUCAUUCACUAGGCGGUGUGGUUCUGGGAUUUUUGCUCACCGUUCUUGUGAUCAUUUUGACCCCACGGGGUGAGAUCUAGGGAGAUUAUCAGUGGUCUUGUAUGUCUUCCAUUUCCUAAUAAUUGCUCCCACAGUUGAUUUCUUCAAACCAAGCUGCUUACCUAUUGCAGAUUCAGUCUUCCCAGCCUGGUGCAGGUCUACAAUGUUGUUUCUGUGUCCUUUGACAGCUCUUUGGUCUUGGCCAUAGUGGAGUUUGGAGUGUGACUGUUUGAGGUUGUGGACAGGUGUCUUUUAUACUGAUAACAAGUUCAAACAGGUGCCAUUAAUACAGGUAACGAGUGGAGGACAGAGGAGCCUCUUAAAGAAGAAGUUACAGGUCUGUGAGAGCCAGAAAUCUUGCUUGUUUGUAGGUGACCAAAUACUUAUUUUCCACCAUAAUUUGCAAAUAAAUUCAUAAAAAAUCCUACAAUGUGAUUUUCUGGAAAAAAAAAUCUCAAUUUGUCUGUCAUAGUUGACGUGUACCUAUGAUGAAAAUUACAGGCCUCUCUCAUCUUUUUAAGUGGGAGAACUUGCACAAUUGGUGGCUGACUAAAUACUUUUUUUUCCCCCACUGUGUGUGUGUGUGUGUGUGUAUAUAUAUAUAUAUAUAUAUAUAUAUAUAUAUAUAUAUAUAUAUAUAUAUAUAUAUAUAUAUAUAUAUAUAUAUAUAUAUAUAUAUAUAUAUAUAUAUAUAUAUAUAUAUAUAUAUAUAUUAUAUAUAUAUAUACAUAUACAUACAGUGGGGAGAACAAGUAUUUGAUACACUGCCGAUUUUGCAGGUUUUCCUAUUUACAAAGCAUGUAGAGGUCUGUAAUUUUUAUCAUAGGUACACUUCAACUGUGAGAGACGGAAUCUAAAACCCAGAAAAUCACAUUGUAUGAAUUUUAAGUAAUUCAUUUGCAUUUUAUUGCAUGACAUGAGAAUUUUAUACAUCAGAAAAGCAGAACUUAAUAUUUGGUACAGAAAACUUUGUUUGCAAUUACAGAGAUCAUACGUUUCCUGUAGGUCUUGACCAGGUUUGCACACACUGCAGCAGGGAUUUUGGCCCACUCCUCCAUACAGACCUUCUCCAGAUCCUUCAGGUUUCGGGGCUGUCGCUGGGCAAUACGGACUUUCAGCUCCCUCCAAAGAUUUUCUAUUGGGUUCAGGUCUGGAGACUGGCUAGGCCACUCCAGGACCUUGAGAUGCUUCUUACAGAGCCACUCCUUAGUUACCCUGGCUGUGUGUUUCGGGUCGUUGUCAUGCUGGAAGACCCAGCCACGACCCAUCUUCAAAGCUCUUACUGAGGGAAGGAGGUUGUUGGCCAAGAUCUCGCGAUACAUGGCCCCAUCCAUCCUCCCCUCAAUACGGUGCAAUCGUCCUGUCCCCUUUGCAGAAAAGCAUCCCCAAAGAAUGAUGUUUCCACCUCCAUGCUUCACCGUUGGGAUGGUGUUCUUGGGGUUGUACUCAUCCUUCUUCUUCCUCCAAACACGGCGAGUGGAGUUUAGACCAAAAAGCUCUAUUUUUGUCUCAUCAGACCACAUGACCUUCUCCCAUUCCUCCUCUGGAUCAUCCAGAUGGUCAUUGGCAAACUUCAGACGGGCCUGGACAUGCGCUGGCUUGAGCAGGGGGACCUUGGGUGCGCUGCAGGAUUUUAAUCCAUGACGGCGUAGUGUGUUACUAAUGGUUUUCUUUGAGACUGUGGUCCCAGCUCUCUUCAGGUCAUUGACCAGGUCCUGCCGUGUAGUUCUGGGCUGUUCCCUCACCUUCCUCAUGAUCAUUGAUGCCCCACGAGGUGAGAUCUUGCAUGGAGCCCCAGACCGAGGGUGAUUGACCGUCAUCUUGAACUUCUUCCAUUUUCUAAUAAUUGCACCAACAGUUGUUGCCUUCUCACCAAGCUGCUUGAUUAUUGUCCUGUAGCCCAUCCCAGCUUUGUGCAGGUCUACCAUUUUAUCCCUGAUGUCCUUACACUGCUCUCUGGUCUUGGCCAUUGUGGAGAGGUUGGAGUCUGUUUGAUUGAGUGUGUGGACAGGUGUCUUUUAUACAGGUAACGAGUUCAAACAGGUGCAGUUAAUACAGGUAAUGAGUGGAGAACAGGAGGGCUUCUUAAAGAAAAACUAACAGGUCUGUGAGAGCCGGAAUUCUUACUGGUUGGUAGGUGAUCAAAUACUUAUGUCAUGCAAUAAAAUGCAAAUUAAUUACUUAUUAAUCAUACAAUGUGAUUUUCUGGAUUUGUCUCUCACAGUUGAAGUAUACCUAUGAUAAAAAUUACAGACCUCUACAUGCUUUGUAAGUAGGAAAACCUGCAACAUCGGCAGUGUAUCAAAUACUUGUUCUCCCCGCUGUAUAUAUAUACGCACACACACACACACAUGCACACACACAUGCACACACCAACCAAACAGUAACAAAAGAUUUCAGCUGGCCCUUUUCUGUUAAACGUUGUGGUGUGUAUUGGGUUGUUUUGUGCUUUGUUGUGUUGUGGUGUAUCAUGCAAGUGUUUUUAAGAGCUCUAUUUUGUACAUUUGUUUAUUGUUUAUUUUACGGACUGUGAUGUAAUUCUGUGAUUUUUGAUUUGACUCAUUGAGAUAUGAACACUGAUUCAUAUUGAUGCGAUACUACACAUUCUCAUCAGUAAUCGUAAAGACAAUCUCAUGGCAUUGCCCAUUCUUUGAGUGAUUCUUUUCAUUUGACUUUAUCUCAUCUCUGAAGAGGCUGUAUUUCAUGUACAAUUACCUAUACUAUAACUGAUUGACUUAGUAGAUAAUAUUACAGUACUAUACUCCACAAGGUGCUCAGUCCGUAGUGUCAGUGGAUUGUCCUACCGUACCUUAAACCAGUACUGAAAUGUGUCUUUUACGCCAUUUCCUCCUAUAGGCUCAGUUGUGUAACCCUCAGCCAGGUAGUCUUGCAGGGGGGAAGGGUACUAAAAUGCUUCCUAGUAUUGAGGAGGCGUGGAGCCUGCCCAUCCCCGCUGAGCUCACCUCCAGACAGGGGGGCCUGAACACUGCAGCAGGCAGCCCAGGGUCACAGACACAGCAGCAGCAGGUGAGACCACAAGAGACCCCCCCCCCCAACACCUCCCCAGCCCAAACAGAUACUACUACUGCCUAACCUGUCCUGGUGCAUCUCAAUAGUCUUCUCCUUUUCUCUCCUCUCAUUGGCACUGAUCGGAAAACUCAUGAUAGGUGAAAUACAGUGGAUGCCCACUGGCAAUAUUUGCAUUCAACUGUCUAGAAACGUUUGCAUCAGUACAGAAAGAGCAAAGGAGUUGAGACGAGAGAAUCGUCCUCACUAACACUAACCUCACAUACAGUAGAUUUAGUAGAUGUAAUUCUCUGUGUGGUUCCUAAUACAACAGUACAAGUCAUCAGUCAAUGGUACUCUCACUCACCCAUCAACUCUGUUUAAAUAUGACAUGCACAGAAUGAAUGGAAACUACUGAUAUGUUAUUGUUAUAUGUUAGUGACACUGAAUGAUAUCUGAUGAAUUCUCAACUUGCCUGCCUUGCCUUUUUUUCUUGGACGACCGUUUGACAUUAAAACUACCUUGGCACCAAAGGUUUGAUGGCAAACGGUGGUAACCCAAAUAUUUAAUUUCCUUACAUUUCAUAUCAAAUUCAUCUCAUUCCUCCUGCCAAGAAAAAAGACAAGACUGUCACACACUGUUGGCUCUGAGAUUCCUGAUUAGAAGUAUCAAUUAGGUUGUUGUCGGGGUUGUGGUAUCUGUUCUUAGUCCAAACCCUCUACACAUAAUAACAGAACCAUCCUCCCCCCUCCUUUCCUGCCUCUCCCAAUAACCCUCCUCCCCCUCUCCCCCAUAACCCUCCUCUCCUGCCUCUCCCCCAGGCGUCUAAGUCCCACCAGGGUGGUGAGGGAGGCCAGGUCCAAACGCACGUCUCCCCCCAUCCCAGCCACACUGAUGGACAGGCCAGCCCCGCCAAGAGGAAACGUACCGCCAGCCCGGCUAAGGUAUGGUUCAGUCUUUAACAAUGUUCCUUCCAUUUUUUUCCGGCACUGAGCAAAUUUCAGGUCUGCUGAGCGCAAACUUGAACGCUGUAAAGAUUCUGUGCAACUUCUGGCCCGCAUAUACUGUGAACACUGAGGCUGUACCCGCUUUAAGUUAGUUAUAACAGUGGCCAAGUAGGCUACUGUGGCUAUUUGAUCAUAAUGUAGGCCUAUCAGAGUGGCCUACCAUAAAAAAACAAUGGAGAAAAUGCAUCCCAUAACAUUUAAAAUGGAAAUAGCUGUUCUAUCAUUCCUUCAGCCUACAGUAGUAGCCAAUGUGUGGUGUUCAAUGUAGGCCUAUAUUCCAUGAGACUUUUGAAAAAAACAUGUAGGGAUUGACAUUAAGCUGUUUAUCCAGUUGUCCUUCAGACAAGGAGGUAACUGAAAAUGUUGUUGAAGAAACUACUUUACAAAAUAAAAUGCAUUAUUAUUCCCAUACCAUUAUUACAGAGAAUCCGACAAAUUAUGCUACCCUCUGCCUAUUGGCUACUUAGCUUAUUCAACACUGCCCCAAAAUACAACACUGCCCCUUACAGAAAAAAAGCUCUUUACCUGACUUGCUUUUCAAAGAUGGCUAGAAAUGCACGUUUUGUGCUCUUGUUGGAAGCAACCACUCCCCCAUUGCUGACUAGAAAUUAGAUAUAACUGGGCUAAUAACUCACUAGCAAAGAAUAUGAACAAAUAUACACACCUGGCUACAUGCAGUUCUUGCUUUGAUCUCAAAACAACUGCAUUUACUCACGACCACUCAUGCUGUAAACACAGUCCAGUUCAAAGUGAAUGGCACAGAUCCAUAUGUACAAUGGUCUAUUUGCAUAUAGGGAUACUGCAGCUCUGAUUGGUUAUGGCGCACCGGUCUGUGUAGAGUACGGGCCUGAGUCAUGACUGUCAAUGCAAUCGAAUCCUACUCCAAUGCGCUCUGCCUACAAGAAAAUCUCUUGCAUAGUUCGUUUUGUUUCGGUAUGUUGCAUUGAAAGUGGCUAAUAUUGCGUUGAUUCGAUCACAAUUUGCACAGUAGAGGGAAACGUUGAUAGUGUUAACUAAAGGGGAAAACUAGAAAGUUGAGUGAAGUUCAAUCUCGUGCUUCUCUGCGCGGGCUGAUAUUUCUGCAGUCCUGGGGGAGCUGCACGCAGCUUAGAGGGACCAUUGGUCCUUAACCCAGCCUAAUCUCAGAACCCAGAACCAAAUGUCUGUCACGCCAACUGACCCUAUACCAGCUUUGUGAAAGCAAAUAGGAAUGAUGCUGAAAUUGUUACAAGCUUUAUUGCCAAGUAUCUCUCUCUGAUCCCACAGAGUGCUGUGGACUCGUGGACAAACCACCCGGUACAACAGCAGAUCCCCAGCUGGUACCUAACACCACAGAAGCUACAGGUGGGUUCUGCUCUUCCAAUCAAACCAUACCAGUGUCUGAUUCUAAUCAAAUGAGUCAGACCUGAACUGUAUUUGUUACAUGUGAGUCAUUUUACAGACUCUACAGCCCUUCUCCAAAGCAACUUUGCAGUAUAAAGCAACUUGCGUACUGAAUAGUAAGCAUAAAAAGCCAUAAGCAAAACACUUCAGAAUGUAAAUAGUUAACGAUGGUUCUAAAUGUCAUUACAUUUCCGUCCUCUUCUAGCUCCUGGAUCAGCUCCGGACCAACCGUGCCAGUCUGAAACCACCACAGGUGCAGAUGCUGGACCAGCUGGAAAACCAGUUCUCCCUCAUGCAGCAGCAUCAACAUCAGGUACACACACUCACUGACACCUGGGGCUUUAUGUAUAACUUCAGCCAGCAUUCCCCUCCACUAUGUAAAGACAUUUGGAGUGAUAUAGAUAAGCAAACACCACACAUUUUUGUAUAAACAGUAUUCAAACUGUUCUGUCUCGCUCCCAUCACCCCUUUAAUUGGCUAGGUGAGACAGCAGGCUGCAGGACAGUUGCGGCCCACCCUACCCAAUGGCCCCUCGCUGUCCCCAAACUCCCUCCCCUCCCCUCACCCCCUCUCCCGGACUUCACCCGUCAGUCAAACCACAGCCCGCCCCCCCUGCACUGCUCAGCCAAUGGCCAACAUACCUUUAUCUUCAAGUCCCCUUGGGCGGCGAGGCAAUCCAGAGGCGGGAACUGUGGGCAAUAAUCGCACUCCCGGUCUACCGGGUGCAGGGACGUUACCGGGCGGUCUAAUGGGAGGUGGCGGGAGUAACGGAAACAUGCCUUACCUACAGCAGAACUGUCUACCUCACAACUGCACAGCCACCAGUACCAGUAAUCUCAGUACCCCCACCAGCAACAACACCAGUCACAGCAGUAAUAAUACCAGUAAUGCAGAGGAGGCCUGGAAGAGCCAGCAACGCACCAACUCCACUCAGGUACAUAUCUCUUUGUUUCAGUCUCUCUUUAAUUCUGACUAGUUCUUUAUCUCGCUCUCACUUUCACUCUUGUUCUUUCUUGCUUGCUAACUGUCUAUCUGUAUCUAUGUUGUAGGGAUGUAACUUUUCACCGAUAUGCAUCGGUCCCCGAUUCAAAUGUUAAAGAUAAGACUGCAUCGGUCCGCAGACCCCUAACCGAUCCAAAUGUAGCAUGCAUCGGGCGGUCAGGAAAUCUAUUUAAAUGUUACUAAUUGCCAAUUCAUUAAAAUGUUUUGCUCAUAUUACUUUCUUUCUAACUUCCGAAAAUACCUCCCAUCUUUUGUGACAAUUGAUGCGGCCUUCCCUUCAGUGUCGAACUAAGCAUAUAACUGUUGAGUCAUUGAUCUACAAGUCAUUUUUGCAUGCCGAACAACCCUAGGUAAUAUCAGUAGCCUAAUGAAACUGUGCACUGUUCCCAGCUCCGUGCACUGACCAACGCGAGGUAGGCAGCCUGUUCCUGAUCUUGCACAUCUGCGCGGCACCUUAAGCAUUCAAAUGCUAAAAUGGCUAGCCUGAUAUUAAGCUUUAUUAGUUGAGUGACAACUUGCUAGGUUAUUGUUACCAAUGCACUAUUAUAAACUGGGUGGUUUGAGCCCUGAAUGCUGAUUAGCUGACAGCCGUGGUAUAUCAGACUCUAUACCACGGGUAUGACAAAACAUGUAUUUUUACUGCUCUAAUUAUGUUGGUAAGCAGUUUAUAAUAGCAAUAAGGCACCUCGGGGGGUUGUGAUAUAUGGCCAAUAUACCACAGCUAAGGCCGGUGUCCAGGCACUCUGCAUUGCAUCGUGCGUAAGAACAGUCUUUAGCCGUGGUAUAUUGGCCAUAUACCACACCCCCUCGGGCAUUAUUGCUUAAUUGACAAUGGUGUUAUAAAAGUAAGCUACUGGAGAGACAACUCUCAUCUGGCUAUACCUGCUGAACGGGGCUUACAAUCAUUUUAUUUUGAUUGUUCAGGUUCACCAUCCGCAAUAGUUUCGGUCGUUUUGCUUUAAACAAUCAGUGUACAGCAAACAUUAGGAACACCUUCCUAAUAUUGAGUUGCGAUUUUGAGAUGGGGGGGUGAAAUCCAAAAUCCAUUCAAGGAGAUGCACACAAACGCAGAAGUCAGCGCAGACAGAUCCAGCUCAUGAGCUCAAUCAGCAGCAGAUUUUAAUUUAGAAUGGAAAAUGUUUAUGCAGCAAAAUGUUAGUGAAUCGUAUCGCAUCAAACCGAAUAAUUUCAAACUAAAACGUAUUGUUCCUGUAUCGGAGCCCAUGCAUCUAGCUAGAUACAGUGGGGAGAACAAGUAUUUGAUACACUGCCGAUUUUGCAGGUUUUCCUACUUACAAAGCAUGUAGAGGUCUGUAAUUUUUAUCAUAGGUACACUUCAACUGUGAGAGACGGAAUCUAAAACAAAAAUCCAGAAAAUCACAUUGUAUGAUUUUUAAGUAAUUAUUUUGCAAUGUAUUGCAUGACAUAAGUAUUUGAUACAUCAGAAAAGCAGAACUUAAUAUUUGGUACAGAAACCUUUGUUUGCAAUUACAGAGAUCAUACGUUUCCUGUAGGUCUUGACCAGUUUGGCACACACUGCAGCAGGGAUUUUGGCCCACUCCUCCAUACAGACCUUCUCCAGAUCCUUCAGGUUUCGGGGCUGUCGCUGGGCAAUACGGACUUUCAGCUCCCUCCAAAGAUUUUCUAUUGGGUUCAGGUCUGGAGACUGGCUAGGCCACUCCAGGACCUUGAGAUGCUUCUUACGGAGCCACUCCUUAGUUGCCCUGGCUGUAUGUUUUGGGUCGUUGUCAUGCUGGAAGACCCAGCCACGACCCAUCUUCAAUGCUCUUACUGAGGGAAGGAGGUUGUUGGCCAAGAUCUCACGAUACAUGGCCCCAUCCAUCCUCCCCUCAAUACGGUGCAGUCGUCCUGUCCCCUUUGCAGAAAAGCAUCCCCAAAGAAUGAUGUUUCCACUUCCAUGCUUCACGGUUGGGAUGGUGUUCUUGGGGUUGUACUCAUCCUUCUUCUUCCUCCAAACACGGCGAGUGGAGUUUAGACCAAAAAGCUCUAUUUUUGUCUCAUCAGACCACAUGACCUUCUCCCAUUCCUCCUCUGGAUCAUCCAGAUGGUCAUUGGCAAACUUCAGACGGGCCUGGACAUGCGCUGGCUUGAGCAGGGGGACCUUGGGUGCGCUGCAGGAUUUUAAUCCAUGACGACGUAGUGUGUUACUAAUGGUUUUCUUUGAGACUGUGGUCCCAGCUCUCUUCAGGUCAUUGACCAGGUCUUGCCGUGUAGUUCUGGGCUGAUCCCUCACCUUCCUCAUGAUCAUUGAUGCCCCACGAGGUGAGAUCUUGCAUGGAGCCCCAGACCGAGAGUGAUUGACCGUCAUCUUGAACUUCUUCCAUUUUCUAAUAAUUGCGCCAACAGUUGUUGCCGUCUCACCAAGCUGCUUGCCUAUUGUCCUGUAGCCCAUCCCAGCCUUGUGCAGGUCUACAAUUUUAUCCCUGAUGUCCUUACACAGCUCUCUGGUCUUGGCCAUUGUGGAGAGGUUGGAGUCUGUUUGAUUGAGUGUGUGGACAGAUGUCUUUUAUACAGGUAACGAGUUCAAACAGGUGCAGUUAAUACAGGUAAUGAGUGGAGAACAGGAGGGCUUCUUAAAGAAAAACUAACAGGUCUGUGAGAGCUGGAAUUCUUAAUGGUUGGUAGGUGAUCAAAUACUUAUGUCAUGCAAUAAAAUGCAAAUUAAUUACUUAAAAAUCAUACAAUGUGAUUUUCUGGAUUUUUGUUUUAGAUUCCGUCUCUCACAGUUGAAGUGUACCUAUGAUAAAAAGUACAGACCUCUACAUGCUUUGUAAGUAGGAAAACUGCAAAAUCGUCAGUGUAUCAAAUACUUGUUCUCCCCACUGUACGUAGCGAAUCCUCUUGAAAGGGAAAGGUGCAUAUCCCUGCUAUCUUGUGAAUUCUCUAUUGCUCCCUCUUUCACUCAACCUCCUUUUUUUUGCUCUGACUUGGUCUGUCACUUCCUUUCUUGUUUUGCAUCUCAUUAACUGUCUUGACCCUCAUAUCUGAUCAGUCUUAGUUUUUUUUCUCCUCUCUAUCCAGGGGCUUCACAAAGGUCCAGGUUCACAUUCGGCAGGUCCCAAUGGAGAACACCCUUUCUCUUCUCCCUCCUCCCAUCCCUCACAGGCCGCUGGCUCCGGUGAUCAAAUUCUAAAUCAGGUCGGACAUUCCACCGGGCCCUGCCCUGCCUCCUCUUCCUCCUUCUCCUCUUCGCUCCAGAGGGGCGGUGCCCCCAACCACCUCCACUCCGCCACCACUACCUCAGGGGCCCAAACCAAAGAGGCAACGCCUUCAGGAAGCAACAGCAGCAGUAGAUUGGCUACCACCGCAGGAACGUCGCUCAGUCCCGGUACCACCGCCCCUACGCAGGGAUUGGCUAAUCACAUCCAGCAGGGGGCGGUGACUACCACAGACAGCUCGUGGAGCCAAUCCCAGCCCGGCUCUCCUCCUCCGGGCACACUCAGUUCAGACAAUCCUCAACUCUCAGCCUUGCUCACGGGAAAAGCCAGUAAUAAGGAUGUUACUAACCACAAUAAGAAUAAUAAUCACGGUGGUGUUAAUCAAGGAGCCACCAUGGACAAUAACAUCAAGGUAAACAACAUCCACCCCGGUGUCCACCACAGAGGUCCCAAACCCCUGUCGGAACACUCUGUGGCCUCCUCGCCCCUCUCAGCCAUGUCCGCCUCCACCCCCUCCCCCCCACGCUUCACCGACCCCCACCCCCCCACAGCCUAUAGCCUCACCAGCCUUAUCAGCAGCCCGUCCAACAGCGGGACCACCGGUACCGCCACCACUACCCCACAGGUCAACGGUAAGGGGCUAGAGGACUCUCGGAGCCCAGUGAAGGUGUUUCACAGCAGGCCGGCCCUGGCCCCAUGGUCCUCAGUCUCCAUCUACCCCAGCUCCAGCCAGGUGCUCAAAGCAUGCAGGUAGGACAUCAUAUCCUUCUGUCCCAUCAGUCACAUUUCAUUUGCAGCCUUUUAAGUGCUUUUUUAAAGAAGUGUAUGGCCAUAGGAGGGAUGUUUCAAAUGCUAUGUGUUCUAAUGCAAUGUAGUGUCUUUUCCUUGUAAAUGCCAUACCAACUAGAGCAGUGAUAUUCAAACUUUUUCAGCCGGGACCUCGUUUUUUCUCCCCAGAAUAUCUGGGGACCCCAUUUUUGGGCUGGAAUUUGACUCCAAAUCUAAUGACACAACCUUCAAAUCUGCAAAUAACCGUAAAUUCAUUAUUUUCAUCUCCUAUCAAAAUGAAAAGAAACCAAUAAAUACAUUUACUUAUUUUCUUCCUUCAAAUUAGCUUUCUUGUAUAUUGUCCCAUACAACAAUCUGUACUCUUAAUGUUAUGUUCCAAUUUUGGCGACCCCACUGCAAUUCCCCCGCCAGCUCAACUUUUAAUACCCUGAACUAGAGUCAACUGUCUGUGUCAUAUGGAGUUUACUGUGGUGGUCUCUGCUGACUGUUUGUUUUUGGUGAGAAAGCUGACUGUUUGGUUUGAGUUGCCACUUGAAGGUCUUGGUGCUGUAGCUGUCCAGCCUGGCCGUAUUGGCCAGUUAGCCCCUAGCCUGGCCUGGCCUGUUUCAGUUCUGGGCUGCCAAAUAGUUUAUUUGUGGCCCACAGACUGUGGGGAGUGUGCUCUGAUGUAGGUCAGGCCAUCAGUGGGUUGGAGAGAUGUUGUGCUGAUGACUAGGUAGGUGGCUAAUGUUUCCAAAGGGGUAUAUAUGGUGUGUACAGCGAGUGGCCAGUAACUGACAUGGCUGUAGAGCUACUGACCAGUAAGCCAUGUGUACACAACCUGAGCCAUAGGUGUUAUUCUACUGUACAUAUGACUAUAGCUUCGGUGAACCGCUACUCUAGGCUUCUUUCUCUUACUGAGCCUCAUAGUACAGGUUCCAGUUUUUCUGUUUUAACGGUGAUCUGUUUUAAUUGUGCUCCACAGUGCUUGUCUGUCUAGAUUCCAGACUCAUUGUGUUGGCUUGUGCUGCUGCUAUUAGCUGAAACAUGGUUCAUCUCAGUGUCAUUGAGCAGCCAGACAUGAUCUCUAUCUCUCUCUAUUCCCCCCCCCCCCCCCCCGUUCCUAUGUCUUUAGGAACCUGGGGAAGAACGGCCUGUCCAACAGCAGUAUCCUCCUGGAAAAGUGUCCCCCGCCCAGACCACCUCCGCCACCCUCUCCGUCACUGCCAAAGGACAAACUCAACCCCCCCACACCCAGCAUCUACGUGAGUAUACAGCCAGAAGGGUUUUUCAUCAUGUCUUGUUUGUUGGGAUUUCAUUACUUUUUACUUGCAAAAGUAAAUGUUGUUUUCAUCCUGAAGUUUGUAGUUGCGUCCAUCGCUGUCCCAGGAAAACCCCUGUGGCAAAGAUCUUAGACUUCAUUAGAACUGUCUAGUUUGCAAGUCAAAAGUCUAAUCUGUGUGUGUUUCUCUCCCGUGGUGUAUAGCUGGAGAAUAAGAGGGAUGCGUUCUUCCCUCCACUCCAUCAGUUCUGUACCAACCCCUCCAACCCUGUCACCGUCAUCAGAGGGCUGGCCGGGGCGCUCAAACUGGGUGAGUUUUACACACACACACACACACUGAUGGUAAUCCUAUACUGUCAUUACACACUACUGCUGGGGGCAUUACACUUUGCUUACACACUCUAGCAAAACAAACAUUAGUCUUCUGUCUAGUCCUGAUUGGGAUCUCAUUAGAAUUUUGCUUGAACGUUUCUCCCCUAAGGACAGAAAUAAAAGCUUUGUGUGUCGGUACGCACUCAUUUGCUUAUGUGUGUGAGGGUGUGUGUGCUUGCGCUCAUUCACUCGCUCACAGGCUUGGGUGGGUGGGGGUGUGGGUGUUGAACAACUUAACGUGUUGAACAACUUAACAUGUAUGACAACAGCACCACCUGCAAGCAGAGAGUGUCAUUACAUGUACAGUAAUAUAGCAUCUGAAGUAAAGUAGCUAACUGCUGCCAAGAAAAGCUAUUGGCUCCCUCACUUCAUCAGCUAGCUCACUACUGCAUCACUGUGCUGUAGCACACCACACACACACACUAGAAACUCACUCUGAAUCAUUGGAUGGAUAAAUAGCUUUUAGUUCAUUAAGCUAGUUCUUCUGAACUCUGUGUUUUACUGCUCUGGGAAAGACUGUGCAGCCAUAGCCGAAAUUGGCUGAUUUUCACUGACAGAUGUUUUGUUGUUGCCCAUGCCAGUUGGGAGUGGUACUAAACAUCACAUUUACCUUUUUUCCACCCUUCUUUCUCUCCCUCCAUCCUUCUCUCCCUUCAUCCUUCUCUCCCUCCAUCCUUCUCUCCACCCCUCUCCCACCAUCCUCCCUCCAUCCCACCCUUCUCCCCCCUCCCCUCUGUCAGACCUGGGUCUGUUCUCCACUAAGACCCUGGUGGAGGCAAACCCAGACCACCUGGUGGAGGUGCGGACCCAGCUGUCUCAGCCCACCGACGAGAACUGGGACCUGAGUGGCACAAGGAAGAUGUGGCGCUGUCAGAGCAGCCAAUCACACACCACCAUUGCCAAGUAUGCCCAGUACCAGGCCUCGUCCUUCCAGGAGUCACUACGGGUUAGUAGAGGGAGAUGUACGCACACACACACACACAUACACAAAACCACCACCAUCAUUGCCAAACACACUCAAUACAAGGCCUUGUUGAAUAGAAAGUUUUGAGUGGUAUGUUUUGUGUGGGGUCAUUUAAGGUUACCGAGACGCACUCACCCACAGGCUCCUGUUCUCUGAGUGGUGUGUGUUCACUGGGCUGAGACGAACCCUUGUCAGGGAGCUGUCAGACAGUCACUGAAUAUUCACAUGGUCACUCCUGACGUAGCUUUGUCACUUAAACAGAAAAUCUUCCCGGCUUAGAAUGUUUGUUAUACUGCUAUCCAUUUACUGAAAUCACACAAUGAACAGCUCCAAAUAAACCUAUAUUAAAUGUAUUUUCCAGGAGGAGAAUGAGAAGAAGAAGGAGCUGGAGGCAGAGGCAGCCAAUGCAGAGAGGUACGACGUCUCUCUCUGUCUGUCUGUAGGCAUGCAUUGUGUGAUAUCUCUCUGCUCUGUCUAAACUACAUCUCCCAUGAUCCCACAGUGCGACGCGGCGGAGGAAAGGGCCCUUCAAACACAUCAAGUUUGGCACCAACAUCGACCUGUCUGACGAGAGAAAGUAAGUGUUCCACCCAAUAUUAUGUGGUUCUGUUCAUGAAAUAGACUACUGAUGUUUUGUCUUUAAUAUGACAAUUUUCAUAUAAACAAGAUUAUAGCCUGGUCCCAAAACAACCCUUGUCCUUUCACCUAUCCAGUCCCUUCAGAUUUAUAAACACAGAAGGCGUAUGUCCUAGGUAGAAGGACUGGGCAUUGGUAUCAUAAAGAGGAUCCCUCAGGUUGGGAGCGGUGUGUGUCUGUGCUGUAGUGUUGACCUCUGACCCUUGCUCUGUGACCUCCUCCCAGGUGGAAGCUGCAGCUGCAGGAGCUCAGUAAGCUGCCAGCCUUUGCCAGGGUGGUGUCUGCUGGCAACCUGCUCAGCCACAUAGGACACACCAUCCUGGGCAUGAACACUGUCCAGCUCUACAUGAAGGUCCCCGGGAGCAGGACGCCAGGUUAGACACACACAGCGAGAGGCACACAUGCCGCAGAGACACCCACCCACAUGCAUUAACACACACGUCCACACACAUAAUGUUUUCUUCUAGUAACUGUACUGUGUUUUGUUUUACAAGGUAUUUGUGUCUUGUCUUUUAGGUCACCAGGAGAACAACAAUUUCUGUUCAGUGAACAUCAACAUUGGCCCGGGGGACUGUGAGUGGUUUGCUGUGCCCGAACAUUACUGGGGAAUCAUCAACGACUUCUGUGAAAAGUACGUAAACAAAUAUCUCCUACCUCUAACCCAAAACAAAGUUGAUAUGCUACCUCUGUCUCUUUACAGCCAGUGCAGUCUGUAAGGUUAGAGAUGUCUUAACUCAAGUCUAACUCCGAUUUAAGUGGUGUACUUGGCACCAAUAAAAGGAAAGUGAAUAUCUCGUCUUUUCAUUCAUUGCAAAUGUACAUUUUAUUUUUUAUUUUUGAACUACCCAGAGUAUGAGUAGGGGUCUUCAGAGUAUGAGCGAGUGUCCAUGUGCGUCCUCUGUUUCUAAGAUCGGAUGUGUGUGUCUGUCCUGCAGGAACAACAUAAACUUCCUGAUGGGCUCAUGGUGGCCCAACCUGGAGGACCUGUACGAGGCAGACGUCCCUGUCUACCGCUUCAUCCAGCGUCCCGGAGACCUGGUGUGGCUCAACACAGGCACCGUCCACUGGGUCCAGGCCAUCGGCUGGUGCAACAACAUCGCCUGGAACGUAGGACCUCUCACC
Molecule: messenger RNA, 22031 nt
Organism: Coregonus sp. 'balchen'
Lineage: Eukaryota; Metazoa; Chordata; Actinopteri; Salmoniformes; Salmonidae
Source: the annotation of a GenBank genome assembly